CUGCCACGCGCCUUUUCCACUGCGGCCACCGCCACCGAGCCCAUUCCAGAGGCCACAUUUACAAGUUUCUCCCUAUCUCUUCCCCAUUCCGCUUUCUUCCUUCAGCAUCAGGUUUCCCGAUUUCAGCCAUUUCAUUGCCGGGAGAAAGAACCCAGUUCCCGAUAACAGUCAUGGGGCUUCUUUCCAACAGAGUCAAUCGGGAGAGCUUGAAGCCUGGUGAUCAUGUUUACUCUUGGAGAGCUGCUUAUAUUUAUGCCCAUCAUGGCAUCUAUGUUGGAGAUGACAGAGUUAUUCAUUUUACUCGAAGAGGUCAAGAAGUAGGAACCGGGACUGUGCUUGAUGUCUUACUGGUAAGUUCGGGACCUGCCCGGUCCUUCGUGCCAUGCCCGACUUGCAUUGCGCUGGAAGAAGGGAAUGGGGUUGUCUCCUCAUGCUUGAACUGUUUUCUUGCUGGAGGAGUGUUGUAUCGUUUUGAGUAUGGUGUUAAACCUGCUCUCUUUCUCGCCAAAGCUCGAGGUGGAACUUGCACCCUUGCUAGGGCCGACCCCGACGAUCUUGUAGUCCAUCGAGCGAAAUACCUACUCGACAACGGCUUUGGAUGCUACAAUGUAUUCAAAAACAACUGUGAAGACUUUGCAAUAUUCUGCAAAACUGGGCUUCUUGUGGUUGAUCAGAGGACCAUGGGGCAAAGUGGGCAAGCUGUUUCGAUUGUCGGAGGCCCUCUGGCAGCGGUUCUCUCGACACCACUGCGUCUCGUGACGACCAACGUCUAUGGAAUGGCAGCAACAGCGGUCGGGGUGUACUGUGCCAGUAGAUAUGCUGCUGAUAUUGGGAUGAGGAAGGAUGUGAUGAAGAUACCUGUGGAGGAGUUGACAAGAAGGCUGGCUACCGGCCUUAUCCAGGUGGUCGAACCGCAGAUUUUACCGGUACCACCGCCGGAGGGUCGCCUGCUUACAGGCAGAUAAAUUACACCACCAUUUAUUGUUCUUGUCUGGUUAAAACUGUUGUAAAAUGUAACUCUUACAAACAGAAGAUUUGUGACUAUUUAAGAACUUUAAUAUUUGUGUUA
Molecule: messenger RNA, 1069 nt
Organism: Momordica charantia (bitter melon)
Lineage: Eukaryota; Viridiplantae; Streptophyta; Magnoliopsida; Cucurbitales; Cucurbitaceae
Product: protein LEAD-SENSITIVE 1
Source: RefSeq, a predicted model, not a curated record